UUUGCCUUUCAAACGGACAAACGCAACUGCACGCGGACUGAGCUCCACUCUCUGUCGCAGUCUCGGCGCGUCGUCAGCGACUCGCGAUCGGCCGGCCGGCGGCGCGCCUGUGAUGUCGCGGGGCGGGCGGCGCCGGCAGACGCGGUGGCCAUGCCGUACGUGGACCGACACAAUCGCAUCUGCGGCUUCCUGGACAUCGAGGAGACGGAGGGCAGCGGAAAGUUCCUGAGACGCUACUUCGUCCUCGGCGCGCAGGGCCACAGCCUCCUGUGGUACAUGGACAACCCGCAGAAUCUUCCGGAAGGAUCCCCGAACGUAGGCUCCCUCAAGCUGUCCUACAUCUCCAAGGUGAGCGACGCCGCCAAACUGAGGCCAAAGGCGGAGUUCUGCUUCGUGAUAAACGCGGGAAUGCGCAAGUUCUACCUGCAGGCUAACGACCAACAGGACUUGGUGGAGUGGAUCGCUGUUCUCAACAACGCCACCAAGAUAACGGUGCCAAAGGUAAGCGAGGGCACCGACACGCCUCAGGAAGUCCUGGGCGCCUUGAAGCACGUCUCCUACAAGACGGAGAUCGUGGGCGGCGUCCCCGUCGUCACCGCCACUCAGGAGCGGGCGGACGAGGCCGAGCGCGGCGCCGCCGGCGGGCCCUGCUUCCUGUCCGGCCGAGUCCAGGACCGCGACCGAGCUGUCAUCAAGGCGGGAUACUGCGUCAAGCAGGGAGCUGUGAUGAAGACGUGGAAGCGGAGGUACUUCGUGCUGCAUCCCAACGGCCUCGGCUACUUCAAGUCGGACUCGGACAGGGGGGCGCUGCGCGUGAUCCCCCUCAAGGACAUCCUCAAAGUUCAAGAGUGCAAGCAAAGUGAGCUGAUGAUGAGGGACAACCUCUUCGAGAUGAUCACAAGCUCCAGAACGUUCUACUUGCAGAGCGACAGUCCCGAGGACAUGCGCAGCUGGAUUAAAGCCAUCUCCGGCGCCGUCGUGGCCCAGCGAGGACCGGGAUGCGCCGCCGGCUCGGAUCGCAGGUGCCCCCCCGCCUCCUCCUCGUCCUCCUCCACCUUCUACUACGCCCUCAGUGAGGAACUACCUUACCCGCUAUGCUCCGCUGCGCCUCUCGCCGACUCUGUCCCGCCGGUCGCCCAAGCGUCGCCGUGGCAACGGCCAAGCGACGAGAAGAUGGCGCGCGACGACGAGUGAUUCCAUUUGACGACGGUGGGGAAUCCUCGGGCAUCUUUUUUUUUUAUUUUAUUUUUUUAUAAAUGAUAUUCAACAACUUUUUCUGACUUACAUUUUACUCUGCUUCUGAUUUUGUUUUUUCU
This is a messenger RNA of Phycodurus eques (leafy seadragon), 1316 nucleotides long. RefSeq names its product pleckstrin homology domain-containing family A member 1-like. Gene Ontology annotation, cellular component: cytoplasm; membrane. The transcript has 12 exons. The record is from RefSeq and is a predicted model, not a curated record. Gene Ontology annotation, molecular function: PDZ domain binding. NCBI's taxonomy places the organism in Eukaryota, Metazoa, Chordata, Actinopteri, Syngnathiformes, Syngnathidae. Bases 151 to 1194 code for a protein of 347 amino acids.